Molecule: messenger RNA, 4392 nt
Organism: Myotis daubentonii (Daubenton's bat)
Lineage: Eukaryota; Metazoa; Chordata; Mammalia; Chiroptera; Vespertilionidae
Gene: NEUROD4
Product: neuronal differentiation 4
Exons: 2
Coding region: 328-1323 (331 amino acids)
Biological process (GO): nervous system development; positive regulation of transcription by RNA polymerase II; axon development
Cellular component (GO): nucleus
Molecular function (GO): DNA-binding transcription factor activity, RNA polymerase II-specific; E-box binding; protein dimerization activity
Source: RefSeq, a predicted model, not a curated record
GCGCAGGAGCUGCCCAGGGGCUGUGGUCCUGAAAGCUCCAGUCCGGGAACUGACCAGGGAGAGGAGGUACUGAAGACCGACUAAGCCUGCUGCAGCGGGAACUUCAGCCCCAAGAGCUCCAAGGAAGGAGUAAAACAAUUAGCAGCCAGAGAGAUCAGACCUGGUGGCACUCCCAAGAGGCAGUGUCCGGGUUUAACAUGGAUCGAUAAAAGCACCUCCUUCUCCUGUGACCUGGACGGUCAGGGAAACGUGGCUUCUCUGAGUCUCCUCCAGGGCACAGAUUCACAGAGUUCAGGCCAGGCACUGCGACUGCCAAAGAAUCUAGAAAUGGCAAAAACUUAUGUGAAACCCAAGGAGAUGAUAGAGUUGGUCAACACACCAUCUUGGAUAGACAAAGGUCUGGGUUCUCAGAAUGAGAUGAAGGAGGAGGAGAGAAGACCAGCUGCUUAUGGGAUGCUUGGAAGCUUAGCUGAAGAGCAUGGCAGUAUUGAGGAAGAAGAAGAGGAGGAAGAGGAUGGGGAGAAGCCUAAGAGAAGAGGUCCCAAGAAAAAGAAGAUGACAAAAGCUCGCCUGGAGAGGUUCAAGGCUCGAAGAGUCAAGGCCAAUGCUAGAGAACGGACCCGGAUGCAUGGCCUGAAUGACGCCUUGGACAACCUGAGGAGAGUCAUGCCAUGUUACUCUAAGACCCAAAAGCUCUCCAAGAUAGAAACUCUUAGACUGGCUAGGAACUAUAUUUGGGCUUUGUCUGAGGUUCUGGAAACUGGCCAAACACCUGAAGGGAAGGGUUUUGUGGAGAUGCUCUGUAAAGGGCUCUCUCAGCCCACAAGCAAUCUGGUGGCUGGAUGCCUCCAAUUGGGUCCUCAGUCUGUUCUCCUGGAGAAGCAUGAAGAGAAAUCUCCUGUUUGUGACUCUGCCAUUUCUGUCCACAACUUCAACUACCAGUCUCCCGGGCUCCCCAGCCCUCCUUAUGGCCAUAUGGAAACACAUCUUAUUAAUCUCAAACCUCCAGUGUUCAAGAGUUUGGGAGAAUCAUCCUUUGGGAGUCAUCCACCUGACUGCAGUACACCACCUUAUGAAGGCCCACUCACUCCACCCCUGAGUAUCAGUGGGAACUUCUCCUUGAAGCAAGAUGGCUCUCCUGAUCUGGAUAAAUCCUACAGCUUCAUGCCACAUUAUCCCUCUGCAAAUCUCAGCUCAGGGCAUAUGCACGCAACUCCCUUUCAGGCUGGUACCCUUCGCUAUGAUAUUCCCAUAGAUGUGUCCUAUGACUCCUACCCCCACCAUGGCAUUGGGGCUCAACUCAAUACAAUCUUCACUGAGUAGAGCAGUAAGAUCAGAAUUUCAGAGGGUGAUGUGGAGAUGCUAUCUAUAAUUCAAACAGUUGAGCUAAAGAUUCAAUGACCUUAAAGGAACCCUUUAGAUAUAUAUCAAAUACAUUAGCGCCAGUCCAUUUAGGCCCUCCUACAUCUGUCGCUCUCUAUUCUCAUCAACUUCUCAAAAUGUAUUGAUUUCUUUAUUUAGGGUCCUCAAGAAAAUUAUUUGAUUGUUUACAAUCAUGUGGAAAUAGAACAGAAGCCCUAGGUCCUAUUCUGGUGGGGCCAAUAACUUAUUGAAUGAUCUAUGCCAAUUAAUUUUCCAUUUCUGGACUCUUUUUACUUACUGGUAAAAUCAGAAAAUUAUUCUAAAUCUAGAUGACUUCUAAAGUCCUUUGCAGUUCUGAAAUUCUUUAACUCUGGUGACUACUUUUAUAAACUUCUUGAAACUGAAAGGACAGAGGAAUGGUAGGACGGACACUACCUGUCUGUCAAUGACCAAAUGGAGUUGCCAAAGGAGCACCAGGUGCAUGACUCUCGGGGACUUAAUGAUUGGGCUUCUUUGCAUCUAGCAAUAGCCUCCAGAGGCUAAAAUUCUAAGUUGGUUGUCACCGUGAAUAACAAAGCAUAUUCUUGUUGGGUCGAAAGCUGAACAUAACUUCCUUGAUUCUUGAUAACAUUUCAAAAGCACUUUCAUUGGUAGUAGAGAUAGGGCAAUCGAAUCAUUGAAACCUCAGAUUCCUAUGACAAAUGGGACUUAGAAAAGUCAUCUAGACCAUUUAAUGGCAUCCGUAACCAGAGGGCUCUGGAAAUUCUGAUGAAGCUCAGGCCCUGUUAUUGGAAUAAGCGAACAACAAAGGUCACAUUCAAGAGCAAUAAAUUGGCUAUUGGCUAUACUAACUAUAGCUAUAUAAUAGUUCUCAGACUCUCUCUAGCCCACAACUGCCCAUAGGGAAACCACUAGAUUUUUUUUUUUUGGCACAAUGAGUUUUGUUUGUUUGUUUGUUUGUUUUUUUAAAGGAAACAUGUUUAAAAUCACUGACCUCUGUCCACACCAAUAUCAUAUUUUCUAGAAGCACAAGCACCAAUCAAUUUAUUCACCAAACUUGAAUUUUCCCAACAUAUAUAUAAUUCUGUGUCUCCUCCCCACUAAUUGUUACCUCUUCCUCACUUCUAAAAUAUAUAUUAUUACAUAUUGUAGAUAACAUUUAGAGUAAUCAGACUUAAAGAUGCAGACAUUAAAUUCAAGGUCAGGGAAUGCUUUCACCAAUCUAUGUCUGCAUUACAGUUUAUCCCAAUUCACAGGAUGUUUAUUUUUCUUCGUAUAACUCCUUUUUCCUUUAUAUCAGCAUUAUUUUGUCAAAUGUAUCUUUUUUUAGAGAAAUGUGAUCUGAUAAAUGUUACUGUCCUGUUCAAUCUUCAGGGGAAAUUAUUUAAAAUAAACCAAAAGCAGAUCACAUUCUUUUUCUGCCAGAGAGGAUAUGCUUAGGGUGCAUGGUACACAAUUAGGGCCAAAGAAUGAAAGUGGUAAGGCAGACUAGUAUGUCAUUUUCUACAGCUUAGCCAUCCCCUAAAACCUGCCAAACUACCUGUGUGUCUUGUCUUUCUUACCCUCUUAUUUAUUAUCUCCUUGCAGUCUAAGUUAUUUUCUUUCCAUUUUGCUUACAACAUCAACCCUGCUGGAUUUUACAUGCUUGGUUGGUAAAUCCACUGUGGUUGGCAUCCAAAGCCACCCUAUGUGUUUUGAGUCUGUAUUGGCACUUAUCUUCGAAAGAGGUAGUGGGGGAUCUAUCCUUGAAGCUGGAAUUUUAUGGCAUUUAAGUUUGUAGAUAAUGAAUGUUGUCUGAGUUAUUUAUUAGAUAUUAUUUAUUUAAUUUAUUUCUCCUUCCUUUCAUGCAAACUCCUUAGGUUCCAUACACGUGCUUGCAAAAUCUCCUUAAGGCUUCAUUUGGAAAAUAGCUCACAACUUUGCUGGGAAUUUCUGAGUUUGGGAUGAGAGAAAAAGGAGGAAGUUAGUGCAGAAUUACCUGCAGUGACAUUUUUAAAAUAAAAAGCAGCAAUAAUUUGAAUGGCUAUGCAAGUUGAUAUUUUUAGAUUACAGUGGGGCCUUGAAUUACGAGUGUCCCGACUAACGAGUUUUUUGAGAUACCAGCUGUCUCUCAGCAGAUUUUUUGUUUUGAGUUGACAGAGUAAUUUGAGUUAACGAGCUCCUUAACGAGCUCAGUCUCGGAAUGAAUUAAACUCGUAAGUCAAGGCCCCACUGUAUUUCCUUCAUUCUAACAUGAGCCAGUUAUUUUUGGUGAGUCAGUUGUUUGUGCUUUGGGGUGUAUGGUUCUAAUGAACCAGAUGUCCCUGGAAUUGUUCAGAGGGACUUUAUAAUUGAAUGAGAAUUUGGGAAUGUAGUAUGGUUGUGAAGAGUCUACUCUCCAACCCAGAGUGGUCUCAAUCAGAUAAAGCCAAGUAAUUGUUUAAAAUUUUUGUAAAAAAAAAAAAAAAUGUUUUCCCUUUCUUUUUUUUUCUAGCAGAAAUAAAGCUUGUGAGUCUUAUUAGACAUUGUGUUGUGUUUUCAGUCAUCAAAGUUUUUCUUCGCCGUCUUCUAUUUUUUGGAUUCUGAGUUCUGUGAGCAGCCAGCAGAGCACAGGCUGGCCCAUCAAGGCAAUAUGCACAUCCCAUAUUUUAACUGAUUUUGCCAGAAGAUUUGAAAGGUCUAGAAGUUUAGAAGGACCAAUUUCUGCCACUCAAGCAAUCAACUAUACAAUUUGCAGUUGAGAAAAACACAUCUUCCCCUUUACAGAAAUCUAGGGCUAUGGGCAAUCCAAGCCAUCAAACCAGAGAGGUGGACCACAGAAGGAGAGAAUAUCAUCCAAAAUUUAGGUGAGCUUACUAACUUUUAAAAAAGGAUGAAGUAUGUUUUUUGACAACUGCUUCUUAACACCUCUUCUCUUGAUAUUUUUCUUUCAGUUUUCUUCAGCUAAAACUUUUCAAGGUACCUUUUUACAUGCAUAAAAUGCUGAUGAUAAAGAAAUAACAAUGCUGUUGAUAUAAAAUAAAGUUUAAUAAAACAAUUAUUUAAUCAAGA